UCCAGGUCUCCAGUCUCUGGUAUCGCAUGCACUUCACAGCUUGUUUGGCUCCUCCUCCCUUUGACAAAAAUCACAUCCGCAACCUGAACUUCAAACCGAAGUCGGGCGGUGCUGCUGCCGGCAGUUCAGGGCAGGACCCCCCCCUCCCCCUAGCAAAAAAAAAAAAAUAAAAUAAAGUAACUGGACAAAAGCAACAUGAUCGGCACAAUAUGAAUACCUCGGAAUGAUCUCAAACAGGAGCUCGGCUCGCACUGAUUUCCCAUCAACAUACAGGAAGGCGCGUUUAUUUUUUACAUUUAAAUGACUGGCAUUAGCGCACAGGACAGCGCAACUGUUUAGCUGCCCGCUUUAUAUUUAAUUUAUAUUGCUGCAUUGCACUCUUAUUUUGGGAAGGUGAAAGCGUCUGUGUGGAUAAAACAAACUCCGUGAAGCUCAGCGUCUCCUCCAAACGGACCUCGGAAUAUGCGCUCCGCGCUGCUACUAAAACUGCUUCAUCUUCUAAACUUGUCUUCGGGGCAUUGAGGUCAAAGAAAAUGAGCAAAAACCUGCGAAAAAGUGCUGCUGUGACAGAGAGGAAUGAUGUGACAGCUAACCUUAAACAUUUGUGGUUUGUUAUACCUUCGGCAUAUUAAGCUUUGGCUCCCAGUCAGCACGCUCGCCCGACAGUCCCCACCAUGGCCUCUCCUUGCACACUCUUGCUGGCGUUGAUUGUUUCAAUGGGACUGCCUGAAGCAGGAUUUUCUUGUCCUCGCCCAUGUGCCUGUUACCUGCCAACAGAAGUUCACUGCACUUUCAGGUCUUUGAUAACGGUGCCUGCCAAAAUUCCCAAACAUGUGGAAAGAAUCAAUUUAGGGUUUAACACCAUUAACUCAGUAACAGAAAGUUCCUUGGCUGGACUGAGAAAACUGGAACUACUAAUGAUCCAUGGGAAUGACAUCCAUAACCUACCUGAUGCUGUAUUCAAGGAUUUGAUAUCUUUACAGGUAUUAAAAAUGAGUUAUAACAAACUAAAAAUUAUAACUGGACAGACUUUUCAGGGACUCUCUAGUCUGAUGAGGCUGCAUGUUGAUCACAACAAGAUCGAGUUUAUUCACCCGGAUGCUUUUAAUGGCUUGACUUCUCUGCGACUGGUCCAUCUAGAGGGCAACCAAAUUCAGCAGCUCCACCCCAGCACAUUUGCCACCUUUUCUUUCCUUCAACAUUUUAAAAUAUCAACUGUGAAGCACCUGUACCUGUCUGAAAAUGCUCUAAGAACACUCCCAGGAGACAUGUUUAAGACGAUGCCUUUACUGGAAAAUGCGUAUCUACAUGGAAAUCCUUGGAUAUGUGACUGCAGACUGAAGGGGUUUCUGGAUUGGAAUAAAAACAAUGAAGGUGUGGUGAAAUGCAAAAAGGAUAAAGCUUACGAGGGAGGCCAACUGUGUCCUAUGUGCACCAGUCCUAGGCAGCUAGCUAAGAAAGAGCUCUUACAAUUAGAAAAUCUCUCCUGCACUAGACCAGUUAUUCAGACAGCACUGAAGAUGAACCAAAGCUCCUCAGAGGAAGAUGUGACCAGUGAAUAUUUUCCUACAGAGCAAUAUUAUGAAACUUUUGGAAAUAUAACACUCAAUAUGACAGAUGAGCAUGACAACAGUGUGGAUUUGAACUGCCAUAUCAAAGCACCAAGAGAUUCAACCAGAUUUGAUUUUGACCAUCUCAAUGCCCAACAGAUUGCCAUCAAUAUGACUCUUUCAGUUGAUGUUGAGUGCCCAAUAGGCCGUGAACAUUAUGAAAAGUUGUGGAAGCUAAUUGCAUACUAUAGUGAAGUACCUGUCCAUCUUGCAAGAGAAAUUAUGCUGAGAAAAGAACCUAUGUUAAGUUAUAGAUACAGACAAGAUAGUGGAAAGGACUCCUAUUAUUAUACAGGUGUAAGAGCCAAUGUGCAUUCUCAGCCAUCUUGGCUAAUGCAGUCUUCUCUAAGUAUACAAUUGGACAGAUUGCAGUCUACAGCCAAUCAUGUGCUCUUAAUACUAACCACACAUUUUAACCAAAUAUUGGACACCGAAAUUUCCAGAAGACAGAAAAGCAGAUGGAUCAUGAUUGAGUCAAAAGCCGACACCAAAAAUGCAGUGGUCGUAAUGGCCGGAAGUCUGUGUCAAAUAGACUGCAAUGUGCAGAGCUCAGGAGAUCCACAAAUUAAAUGGGUUUUACCAGACGGUACAAAAGUGGAGGCAUCACAUCACAGCCAGAAUAACAGAGUUUCGGUUUCUAGCAGCGGUAAGCUGGUCAUCAAAGCAGCAGACCAUGCAGAUUCUGGGGUAUACUACUGUGUAGCGCAAGUUAAAGGAGAUACAGACAUAAUGGCCGUUUGGGUUUCUGUGCAGGAAAUGACAAUCCAUUCCUCUGGGGAAGGGGGCAGUUCUCUCAUAAAAAAUGCUGGUGAGCCGAUUUCAUUGCCGUGCAGUGCUGUUGCUGUACCUGAUGCACAAGUCAACUGGAUUCUCCCAAGUAAUAAUGUUGUAAAUAGCCUCUCGAAUAUGACUAGAGCGUAUGUGCUACAAAAUGGCACGCUAUUUGUAGAGCACAGCAGGGUUAGUGACAGUGGAUAUUACAAAUGCGUAGCUGUAAACCAGUAUGGGGCAGAUUCAUUCUCUUCAAAAAUAACAGUCACAAGGCCUUCAUUGACACAGACCAUCCGAAAAAUUCCAAAGAGACCACAGUCAGUGUCUGGUGCAUCUACCAAAAUUAGAAACAGGGUAGCUGAUUAUGAGGAGGCUUCAGGGGAUGACGUUGAAGAGAUCCAGAAAAAGCAGUCGCCUAGAAUUUCUUCAGGCCAUCAAAGUGAAGGUCACAAGAGCAACACGCCAGAAUCAGCAAGACCACCAAGAAGACGAGUACACAAGAACAGGCUGCAAAGUCCUAGUAGAAAUCGCAACACUAAUAAAGGGAAAACAACUUUUGAAUCCAGAAGAAGAGUAAAUGUAUCAAAUAAAAAAAUUGAUCCACAGCAGUGGGCAGAUAUUUUGGCAAAGAUACGCGAAAAAACGUUACUGAAGACAACGGCUCCUCCUCCAGAGGAAAGCCUGCCUACGCAAACAACACCGUCUAAGCAUGUGACCACAACUCUGUCCUCAGAGUCAGAACACACAGAUAAUACUGAUGAAUUUGCCUCGGGUGAAAAUCAUGCUGAUAAUGUGGAAUUGUUUUCUGUAUCGACACCUCAAUCUUAUAUUAAUCAUAAUGAAAUUGAUUUUGUGACAGAAACAAAGACGACAACUUCCUGGGCACAAGUUUCUAAUGUGGACUCAGAUAUCAAGGUAACGGACUCUACACCAUUGUCCUAUACAAUCGAUGAUCUAAAAGCAAAAGAAAACACUGUGGACAACUUUAUUGGAAAUCCUCUGAGUGCUGCUAAUGUACAAGAUAACCGGAGCGAUUCUCUGGACACACAUACUAGUUCUGAAAGAUAUAACGAUCAGCUAUAUUACACACCAAAACUGGAAGCUGAUCAACAUUACCAGCAUAGUACAAUUACUACUACAGAGUUUAAAGUCAAUGAAGACGUGAUUAAAAGCUCAUCUACGGCCCCCACAACUACAGCGUCAACUGAAGAAAGAAAUCAUAAUGGAUUUACAGUUAAUAGUAUGAAACUAAUUCCCAGCAGAAAUGUGAACAGGCUAAAGGACAAUGAAUUAAGACUGGAAACUGUUUCUCUUGUAAAAGAAAAUAUAUCACAACCAAGCAUUCACCAGGCAAACAGAGAAAUCACUUAUUUCUCAGGCUUCAGAAGUACAAUUGCAAGUACCACAACUCCAAACAUCCAAACUACUUCAACCACAACUAAUUCUCAACAUCCUAGGAGAAGGCCCGGCUAUAGAAGACGAUUUAGACCCAAUCGAUUAAGACCAGGGUUAAAUAAAAUCUCAUCAUCUCUGUCUACAACAACAACAACCACCACAGGAAGAACUUCCCUCUUCUACUCCACGCCUGGAACUUUUGUACCUGGACUAAGUAAUACUACGCCUGAUUUGCAUACAAUUAUGAUUCCUGGCACAACAAAUACAAAACCAACUUCCACAACAAUACACAUUAAAACACUGGAAUCAGGAGCUAAGGAGUCGAUUCAAGCUGAGGGAAAGACUCCAACACCUUAUUCAAAAUCCCCUAGUGCAACAGCUCACAUGGUGACCUUACAAAAUCAAACAUUGUCAAUAAACCUUACAAAAAUAAAAUCAAGCAUACAAGUAGGAUGGGAUACAACAAGUACCACUGUUACUACACAACCUGUUAUAACAAAUUCUGGGUCAUUAUCAGAAAGACAACAAGAAAAAUUUGCUAAAAAGCAAUCCACCGUACCAGACUAUGGUACCUCAAUGCCAUUUUUCAAUGAUAUAGUUAGUUCUCUAACAGAUAGUACAGAAUAUCUCCAUCCAGUUUCAGCAACAGAAGCUUCACAUCUACAUUUUUCAACAACUCACUCCACCACAGCAAAUCCUACAACACAUCCUUUAAGGGAAUUUUCUCCAGAACAGCAACAGGUGUCAAAAAAUCCUGCAAAAUAUGUUGAUGCCAUCUUAAAUGUAAAGCAAGCUACAAUAACCUCCAGAAAUCAAGUGGCAACAAAGCAGCUGUCACCAUUCCAAAUUUCUUCUACUCCUUUCCCAAACCAAGUGACAAAAGAUCGCUCCAUCAUUACAACCACAGCAGCUUCUACUUCACAGAUGCAAGUAAAAUAUUUUCCUACAAAUAUAACUGUUAAAGAUGACGAGGUACAAAAACCACUCAAGUUGUAUACAAAUUCAAGUACUGUGAAUGAAACCAAUGGUACCGGGCAACUAGGGGGUAUCGGUAAAUAUCACAGUACAGAUGUGCCAAUGUCUGUGAAGCUUUCAACACAAUCACCUUUCCCAUCUGUAAAUAUGUGGUCUCAGAGUUCUAAAUCAAAUAGAACUUCAACCAGCAGAGAAAGCUCCACAGUGAAAAUGGCAGUAGUGAAUACUCCACGAAAAAAUGAGUUAAGCUCCACUAUGAAAACAACAACUUCUUCUCCACAAUUCCAUCAAAAUGUAUCCCUACAAAACAACAAUAAACAUUCUAAUGCUAUUCAGAACGGCUUGGUUUGGAACUCAAGGACUCCUACUUCAAAUUUCAUUCCCAAUAAGCAUGGCCUAAACCCAAGAGUGCCAAGCAUAUUUCAGAGAUUCCCAUAUUACCAUAAUGGAAGAAACCCUUUCUUAAGGCCUAAUUCAGACCUAUUUAGAACACCAGUCAGGACCAAUCCUCCUACAACUACAACCACAGUGAAAGCCAUAAAACCGAGCACUUCUUUCAAAAAGGAGAAGGUCACAACUCCAAAACCACCUACUGUGAAAAUAACACAGUCUCCCACAACAACACCAGCAUUAAGUAUUAGAGCUCCUCAGACACCUUCAACUACCACGAAUCCAAAGACUACUGCCUUAUACACGCAGUGGAAUGGUGUCUUCAACUACAGACCUCUUCAUCCCCAUUUCAUUCCAAGUAAGGAAAGGACUAUGCAGCGGCCGUCUCAUAUUCCUCAUCCUUCAACUGAUAUUCGUGUUUCUCAUCGGGGCCCCAAAAUCACCACAAUGAAUGUUCAUACUGUGACUGUCCAUGCAGAAAUGGAUGCCAUUUUACCCUGUGAAACUACUGGAGAACCUAAGCCAUUCCUUUCAUGGACUAAAGUGUCAACAGGAGCUGUAAUGGCAAUAAACACAAGGAUACAAAGAUUUGAAGUUCAUGGAAAUGGAAGCUUUAUUAUUCGUAAAGCUCAGCUUCAGGACCGUGGACAGUACCUUUGCACUGCUCAGAACCAAUAUGGCAUGGAUAAAAUGAUCAUCAUGUUAAUGGUGGUGGCUCAGCCCCCCAAAAUGACUGUAUCCCGUUACCGAGACGUGACAGUAUACCUUGGAGAUACAGCCAAUCUGGAGUGCAGAGCACAAGGCAUUCCGUCUCCCAAACUUUCGUGGAUACUGCCAGACAGGACAAUGCUACACUCAGAAGGCUCAGGAAAGGGAAGAAUAAUAAUGAUGGGAAAUGGAACUUUAAGUGUUCCAGCCACCAGCUUCCUAGACAAAGGAAUUUAUAAGUGCAUAGCCAGCAGUGUUGCAGGAGCAGACAGCAUAACAGUCAGGUUACAUGUUACGGCCUUACCUCCCAUGAUUCAACAGCAAAGAAGUGAGAAUCUUACCUUGGCAGAAGGGCAAAAUAUUUACAUUCACUGCACUGCUAAAGCUGCUCCUCUUCCCAACAUCCGCUGGAUCAUCUUUGAUGGGACCCAGAUCAGACCAUCUCAGUUUGUCAAUGGCAACUUGUUCGUCUUUCCAAAUGGGACCCUCUAUAUUCGCAAUGUAACCCCAAGAAACAAUGGGAAUUAUGAAUGCAUGGCAAGUAAUGCAGUUGGAGCAUCCCGAAGAACAGUUAGCCUGAGUGUGAUGAAGAGUGCUUCUACUGCAAAAAUCAUUGCAGCCUCUCCGCAAAGAAGUGAAGUCACUUAUGGAGGUACUCUUCAUUUGAACUGCACCGCCUCUGGUGACCCUGGGCCAAGGAUAAUAUGGAGGCUACCCACAAAGAGGCUUAUUGAUGCACAGUACAGCUUCGAUUCCCGGAUUAAAGUUUAUGUCAAUGGUACAUUAGUAGUCCAUAUGGUCACAGAAAAAGAUGAAGGAGACUACUUAUGUGUGGCAAGAAACAAGAUGGGCGAUGACUACAUUUUACUUAAAGUAAAUGUCAUGAUGAAGCCGGCCAAAAUAGAAUACAAACAGCAGACCAACCACAAAGUUACAUAUGGAGGCAACCUGAAAGUAGACUGUAUCGCAUCAGGACUGCCCAACCCUGACAUCACGUGGAGUUUACCAGAUGGCACCGUGGUCAACAGUGUCAUGCAAUCUGAUGACAAUGGCUUACGUACCCGGAGAUAUGUGGUGUUUAACAAUGGUACCUUGUUCUUCAAUGAAGUAGGAAUGCGGGAGGAAGGAGAUUAUACAUGCCAUGCUGAAAACCGAAUGGGAAAGGAUGAAAUGAAAGUGCAUGUUGUGGUGGUGGCAGACACACCAGUCAUCAGGCAUAAAAAUUACUCGGUUGUGAGUGUUCCAUAUGGAGAAUCAAUUUCGCUGAAAUGUGAGGCAAAGGGUGAACCGAUUCCAAAGAUAACAUGGCAUUCUCCAACUAACAGAAUAAUUUUCUCCUCUUCGGAUAAGUAUCAGAUACACAAUGAUGGUACUCUGUUGUUACAAAAAGUGCAGAGGUUUGAUAGUGGAAAUUACACCUGUGUUGCAAAAAACACAGCUGGGGAGGACAAAAAGGUCAUUCGAGUGGACAUCCAAGUUAUCUCGCCAUCAAUCAAUGGGAACAGAAGUGCUGUGAGCAAUAUUAAAGUGAAAGCCAUUAAGGAGCAUCGUAUGUUGUUGGAUUGUAGAGCAGAAGGAAUGCCUAUUCCACGAGUGAUGUGGGUCUUGCCAGAAAAUGUUGUUCUGCCCGCACCAUAUUAUGGAAGCCGAUUCACAGUGCACCGGAAUGGAACCCUAGACAUAAAAUCCUUGAAAAAGACAGAUUCUGUCCAGCUAGUCUGCAUUGCUCGUAAUGAAGGAGGAGAAGCAAGGCUUAUAGUUCAUCUAGAUGUUAUAGAAGAUUUACAGGCACCCAUACUAAAGAAUCCUUUAAAAGAGAUUUUGUCUCUAACUGCUGGGUCAAACUUGCAAAUAAAUUGUUCUGCUGAGGGUAAACCAGUGCCAGAUAUUCUAUGGAUCCUUCCCAAUGGAAGUCACCUUACUAAUGGGAAGCAGCUUUCCAAUAUCUAUCAUACACAAGAUGGCACUUUGCAUAUUCACCAUCCAUCAGUCACAGAAGCUGGCACCUACCGCUGCGUAGCCAAGAAUACGAUAGGCCAAGCAGAAAGAACGGUUGUGCUUGAAAUCGGCAAAAAGCCAGAAAUUAAUAACCCGUACACAGGUUUGGUGAGCAUAAUCAACGGUGAAAAUUUGUUGCUCAACUGUGCAUCGGUAGGAGACCCACAACCAAAGAUAUUCUGGUCAUUGCCUAAUGGGAUGACUCUAAGCCGACCCCAAACAGCUGGCCGAUACGCAGUUCUUCAGAAUGGCUCGCUAUCCAUUCAUCAGGCAUCUGUCUACGAUAGAGGGACCUUUUCCUGCAAGGCUGUCAAUGAAUAUGGAACCACAUCAAUGAGUGUGGCUGUGAUUGUCAUUGCUUAUCCACCAAGGAUUACAAGCAGCCCACCUUCAGUAACUUAUGCCACCCCCGGGAGUGCUGUUCACUUAAACUGUAUGUCCAUAGGCAUCCCAAAACCUGAGGUGACAUGGGAACUGCCGGACAAAACACACCUCAUGGCAUCUGCUCAGCCGCGACUUUUUGGGAACAAAUACCUUCAUCCUCAAGGAUCGUUAAUCAUUCAGAAUCCAUCCCAAAGGGACGUAGGGUAUUACAAGUGCACUGCUAAAAAUCUUAUAGGAAGCGACUCAAAAUCGACAUACGUACACGUGUUCUGAUUUGUAAACAUGACUUUAAAAUAUGCCCGUUCAACUGCUAAUGUUUGUACAGGAGAUACUACUAACUACAAGUAACUUAAAUGGACAAAGCAAUGGAGUAGUAGAGAAUGGAACAGGAUGGUUGAAGAAGUAUGGCAUUUGCAAUAAGCCCUUAAAUUGUGACUUUUAUAUUGAUAAAAAGAAUGAAAUUAAACAUAAAUAUCAGAAAGUGAAAAAUGGGUAGUUUUAUACUUUUAAAUAGCAGCCAGUAAUCCUUGUUUAAUAUGGAAAAGGGAAAAGUAAAUGCACUCAAGUGUAGAAAGUUGGCAUUCAUCCGAAACAAACAAAAGGAGUGUUGAGGGAUAGUUCCAUCUUUCUCAAACUUCAGUCCAUCAAUGAACAGCCACUUGUGGUGACUCUGGGAUUUUUAUAUUGGUGUUCCGGAAGGAGUAGGAAGCAGAACCUAAGUCAAUUUUCAUCUGGCUGGUAUGCUUCUGAACUGCAGACAGAAAGUGAGAUGGAGUUAGUGACAGCGGCUCUACUCUAUUCGCGGUGGUAUUGUUUACCUUGAGCCCUGAAGAUGUCCCUAAAGCACGC
Polypterus senegalus (gray bichir) is the source of this 9080-nucleotide messenger RNA. RefSeq names its product matrix-remodelling associated 5a (gene mxra5a). Gene Ontology annotation, cellular component: extracellular region. Gene Ontology annotation, molecular function: protein binding. Lineage: Eukaryota; Metazoa; Chordata; Cladistia; Polypteriformes; Polypteridae. The transcript has 7 exons. The record is from RefSeq and is a predicted model, not a curated record. Bases 675 to 8504 code for a protein of 2609 amino acids.